Funneliformis caledonium is the source of this 623-nucleotide messenger RNA. NCBI's taxonomy places the organism in Eukaryota, Fungi, Glomeromycota, Glomeromycetes, Glomerales, Glomeraceae. The record is from the annotation of a GenBank genome assembly.
AUCAGAUAAUUUAUUACGUGAUUCCGGCUAUGGUGAAAAAGCAACGUCAAGGGUGGAUAAUAAUAAACAUGGAGGUAGAUUCUUUGGAAAAUAUCGUUCAAUUCCUUCUUUUUCAUCUAAAGAAAUUUCUAGUUCACAAGAAGAUAAUUCAACUAAAAAGUCUAAUCAAAAAUCAAGAAGAAACAGUCAUUUAAGUAGAAAAAGUUCUAUACAUAGUAGAUCUUCGAGACAGUCUUCCGUCUCUUCUAAAUUUUCAGUUAACACUACUGGCGUUAUAAUGGAAGAAGGAGACGAUGAUCCCAAUAAUCCUAAAUUUCGUGAUAAAUUUUUUACUACAAAAAGAAGCACGCGGAAAUCUAACAAAUCCUUACAUUUUUUGAGAAAGUUAUGGAAAGCCAACCAUCAACAAAAUUUAUCUAGCAACGAGACUAUAGAACAAUAUUAUCAACAAAAUGGUGACGGUUAUCAGCUUAGAGAAAUUUAUCUGAUCGUCGAAAGAUUUGAAACUAAUACUGUUGAAACGAGUUCACGACAGACAAGUCCUGAUUAUUCGAAUUUUUAUUUGGCUAUGCCGAAUGGCCAAUGGAUGGUUAGAACAAGAACGGCUGCUAGAAAAAUUACCG